UCUCAAGUCGUGAUUUGGUAUUGUGGCAUUCUUCAAGUAAGAAAAGAUUUGCUGACAUCAAAAAAAMCCGGAAUAAUCGGAUUUUGGUGGAACAUUUGUCGUGCCCAGUGAUACUGCACAUUUUUGGAGGGGAUAAAAUUCCGUUGYCUCAUAUGCUUGCUACACACCAAAAGAGCCGCGAAAUCGCAGGGACAUGUAACGAUGUUAGUUAGCUGUAAGACCUAUCUGACUAUAGUAUUCACAUUCAGUCUCUUCCCAAACUCCUUCGAAUCAAGUCCAAACAGAACCAACGUGGACCGGAAACUAGCCCAAUUAUGUGGCGCGAAAAUCAGAGYACCCAAGACAAAAUUAAAACUUAACCAUGAGAUAUUUAACGUGAAUACAAACUCAAGUCCAACACACGUGAGACUGAUCAGACUUUACAGUAGGACGGGUUAUCUGAUGGAAGUUUGGGACAAGAAAAGGAUUCGAGGAACAACGGAUACAAGGAGCAAUCGAACGUGGUUUGAACUUCAGUCAUACGGUCGUAGUAUUGUACGAUUAAGAAGCAAGAAAACCGGCCGUUACCUGGCAAUAAACUGGCGAGGAAGACCAACCAUGCAGAUCCAUCGAAAAACGGACAGUCUGUUUAGGACAAAACUAGAGGACAACGGUUUUCACAGCUUCACAUCUCACAAGUACUACAGUCGCYAUCGUCACGACCUUUUUCUUGGCAUCAAGAAAAAUGGAUCCUUUAAAUCCCCGUUAUCUACUCUACCUGGACAAAAAUCCGUACAGUUUUUGGUGCUAGAAUAGUGAAAUCGGUUAGAACUGUAUUUUUCUAAGUUAUAUUUUUGUAAGUUAUGUAAGUGUUGAGUGUUAAAUGCGAUAAAUGUUUUUUUUAAAAAUCUCUCACAUGAUCAAUGUAUUUGUUAUUUAGUAAUAAAGCGUUUAGAGUUAGC
Molecule: messenger RNA, 941 nt
Organism: Exaiptasia diaphana
Lineage: Eukaryota; Metazoa; Cnidaria; Anthozoa; Actiniaria; Aiptasiidae
Product: fibroblast growth factor 7
Exons: 4
Coding region: 202-795 (197 amino acids)
Biological process (GO): positive regulation of protein phosphorylation; regulation of cell migration; positive regulation of cell population proliferation
Cellular component (GO): cytoplasm
Molecular function (GO): fibroblast growth factor receptor binding; growth factor activity
Source: RefSeq, a predicted model, not a curated record